AUGAUUCCAAAAACAGGAGAGGGUGCCAGCUCAGACAGAGAGAGACCGUUCCUCUGCUCCCAGUGUGGUAAGAGGUUCACUGCACCAAGCAGCCUGAAGACUCACAUGCAGAGACACAGCGGAGAGAAACCCCACCAGUGCUCCGUCUGUGGGAAGCGCUUCCUACGAUCCACAGACCUGAAGAGACACCAGAUGAUCCACAAAGCAGUCACCUCAGACAGACCGUACCACUGUUCUGAAUGUGGAAAGACGUUCACCUCGCCGACCAGCCUGAGGAUCCACGUGAAGAUCCACAGCGAAGACAAACCACACCGGUGUUCCAUCUGCGGGAAGCGUUUCCUGUGGCUAUGUGUUCUGAAGAGACACCAGGUGGUGCACAAAGGAGAGAGCGCCAACUCUGACAGCUCAGGGGAUCCCGAACAAGGGCAGAAGCCAUACCCGAACCCUGAAAGACUGUACCUCUGCUCAGAGUGUGGCAAGAGGUUCACCACAGCGCCUUUACUGAAGUCUCACAUGAAGAAGCACAGUGGAGAGACACACCACCAGUGCUCUGUCUGCGGGAAGUGUUUCCUGCUGUCCCAGGACCUCAAGAGACACCAGGAGAUCCACAAAGGGGGCAACAACUCUGACGCAGACAGCCCAGGGGAACGAGAUCCGGAGAGACCGUUCCCCUGCUCUGUGUGUGGGAAGAGGUUCACCGCAGCCUUCAGACUUAAGGCACACAUGAAGAUCCACAGCGGAGAGAAACCCCACCAGUGCUCCGUCUGUGGCAAGGCCUUCCUUCGACCCUACGACCUUAAAAGACACCUGGUGACCCACAAAGGUGAGAGGAACACCAGGUUGGAGUUGUGCUUUCCUCAUCAUUCUCCUCCUGCGUUAAACCCUUCUAAUGUUGUCAUUGAAACAGGAGAGGGCACCAGCUCUGACCCUGACAGCCCAGGGGACCCUGACCAGGAGCUGAAGCCGUAUUUCUGCUCCCAGUGCGGUAAGAGGUUCACUGCAGCCAGCAGCCUGAAGACGCACACAAUGACGCACAGCGGAAAGAAACCCCACCAGUGCUCCGUCUGCGGGAAGUGUUUCCUGCGAUACCAGGACCUGAAGAGACACCAGGUGAUCCACAAAGGAGAGGGCGCCAGCACAGAGAAACCCCACCAGUGCUCUGUCUGCGAGGAGAGUUUCUUGAAGCUCGACGACUUGAACAUUCAUGUGACGAUCCACACAGGAGAGAAGACCAAGCACAUCUGCCAACCAUGUGGGAAGACCUUCACUCUGCUGCAGGACCUAAAGACUCACCAGCGCACCCAUACAGGAGAGAAACCGUACCACUGCUCCAAGUGCCCAGAGAGCUUUGCCAACCUGUUGGAGUACAGGGAGCACAAGCAGACACACAACAACAAGAAACCGUACCUCUGUGACCAAUGCGGCCAGACGUUCACCCACUUCUACACCCUGAAGACCCACCGGUCGAUCCACACAGGGGAGAACCUCCUCCACUGCUCCUACUGCGGGAGGGGCUUUACUCAGAAAACGUCCUUGGCGACCCACAUACUGAUCCACACCCAGGAAAAACCUCACCGGUGUUCUGUGUGUAGCCAAUGUUUUGCCCGAAGCGAAAGCCUGAAGAAACACAAGAGGAUACACAUGGAAGAGGUCCGCCACCACAUGUGCGAGUGCGGGAAGACUUUCCCGGACAUGAAAAGGCUGGAGGUGCACGCGAGAAUGCACUACAAGAGCCUGGAAAAGAAGUACUGCUGCUCGUACUGCGGGAGAAUGUUCCUACGAGAUGGGGAUCUAAAGAGUCACCAGAGAACACACACCGGAGAGAAACCCUUCGUCUGCGCCAUAUGCGGGAAAAGUUUCGCCCAGUCGGGGAACUUGAGAGUGCAUCAGAUCAAGCACACUAAAGAGAGACCGUACACUUGUACUGUCUGUGAUAAGGGGUUCACCACCUCUGGGAGUCUGAAGGUGCACAUGAGGAGGUUUCAUACAGGGGAGAAGCCGUACGUCUGUAGCCUGUGUGGGAAAGGGUUCAUUGUACCCAAAGCACUAAAGACACACCAACAGAAACAUAUGAAAGAGACGACCGUCUAGUUUGACGGGAGAAAAGACUGUCUGUCUGUGAUUCCUCGCUCCUCUCAACUGUAAUAGAGGAGAAGUUCCAAGGUCCCUCUCUGACUUUAUUCUCCAUUGCAUUUUGAGGAGGAGGCUAAGAGAAAGAAUGUGAGGAAUCGGGGAAUGAUGAAUUGAGAAACAGUCGAGGCCUGCUGGUGGUUUUACCUGCUGCUCCCAUUGAGGACAUGUUUUUUUCAAAAUAAAAGUCCCCAACAUGCAUCCAUGUAAUUGUACUCUAAAUGUGCCAGUAGACAUCACUCACCAUGACAGAAUAGCUAGUGGUUAGUUUAGUGAUACUCUACAGAAACUGAGGUUGUAUCACUAACCGCUAUCACUAAACUAACCACUAGCUAUUCAGUCUGUAAGAUACAACCUCAAUAAAGUUUCUGUAGAGAAUCUUAAUGUCAGAUAUGAAUUGACAGGAUGAUAUGAUUAUGUAUGGCAGGAUAUGACACAAUAUGCAUUAUGACAAUAAUAAAUCCAAACCUGACAUGAUGUCUCCACUCACCAUGGCUGGCACCUAUUGACAUGUCUCCACUCACCAUGGCUGGCACCUAUUGACAUGAAGUCUCCACUCACCAUGGCUGGCACCUAUUGACAUGAAGUCUCCACUCACCAUGGCUGGCACCUAUUGACAUGAUGUCUCCACUCACCAUGGCUGGCACCUAUUGACAUGAUGUCUCCACUCACCAUGGCUGGCACCUAUUGACAUGAAGUCUCCACUCACCAUGGCUGGCACCUAUUGACAUGUCUCC
Salvelinus namaycush (lake trout) is the source of this 2867-nucleotide messenger RNA. Its product is annotated as zinc finger protein 91-like. Lineage: Eukaryota; Metazoa; Chordata; Actinopteri; Salmoniformes; Salmonidae. The record is from RefSeq and is a predicted model, not a curated record. The coding region runs from base 1 to 2091 and encodes 696 amino acids. The transcript is spliced from 6 exons. Gene Ontology annotation, biological process: regulation of cytokine production; regulation of immune system process; negative regulation of transcription by RNA polymerase II.